Ctenocephalides felis (cat flea) is the source of this 549-nucleotide messenger RNA. RefSeq lists its product as uncharacterized. Bases 103 to 549 code for a protein of 148 amino acids. The record is from RefSeq and is a predicted model, not a curated record. Lineage: Eukaryota; Metazoa; Arthropoda; Insecta; Siphonaptera; Pulicidae. The transcript is spliced from 3 exons.
AAUUUUAUUCGGACUUUGAGUUUCUUUGAUGUAUAUUUGUUGCAAAAAUGGUGAUGUUUGUGUUGUUCGGAAACAGAUAUAGGAUAUUUACUAAAAGUGACGAUGACGGAGGAUCGUGAGUCUGAGGUUCUGGUACGUGUUUUCGCGCAGGUGAUGUACAAUGAGAACGACCACUGGACCGCCGACAAAGGCCUCUCGGCCGUUUCCGUCAUCAAGCGUAAGCGAAAACCGAACCAGACCGCUAUCACGAAGCAGCCGUCGACGACCGCGGCGCCCGUUUCGUCCACUACCGACAACCCGCUCGAGGGAAGAUUCGCCAGCGUAGAACCGAUACAUUGCAACGAACAGGCGGACAACUAUGUUAAUCUGUCCGAUUAUGAAUACAGGAUCGUUGGAUCAUGCACCAUCGACAACAAAUUCGAUAGAUGCUUGUUUGAUGUGUUUUAUGUGUUGCAAGGUUGUUCAUUGAGUUUAGACAGUAUAAUUACUGAAAGUCGAAUUGGACAUUUGUGCCCCGCCUUAUCCUACGUCAAUUUUAUUUUAUAUUAA